Molecule: messenger RNA, 2374 nt
Organism: Anopheles arabiensis
Lineage: Eukaryota; Metazoa; Arthropoda; Insecta; Diptera; Culicidae
Product: tether containing UBX domain for GLUT4
Exons: 4
Coding region: 431-2053 (540 amino acids)
Molecular function (GO): protein binding
Source: RefSeq, a predicted model, not a curated record
CCGAUUCCAGAGCCGAUUCCAAUUCCGGAAUCGAUUCCAAAGCCAACUCCAGAAUUGGCUCCAGAGUCAACUCCGGAAUCGCAUUGGAAUCGGCUCCGAAAUUGAUUCCUAACACGGAUACGAAAUCAGCGGACAUUUGAAACGUUCGCCGUGUAGACGCAGCUUCGCCUCGUCGUGUGCAAACUGUCACACCGCGCUGAAAUGUUUACAUCUCUGGCGAGCGAACGUCGCCCCAUGCAGCUCUAACCGAGCAAGUCAUUGCGCUACAAUCACAGCCGGUCGAGAAGCCGGGAGUGUGUGUGUUUUGGACCGUCCUUCACCCGAACGCUCGCGUCUGGCCACACGUUACGCCACGGGACCGACCGUAUGCGUCAGUGUUUGGCUUUCGGAGCGCUUUGGUUUCGUGAAGCCGUGCGAAAAGUAGCGAAAGAUGGCCACCGUUACCGUGCUGACCGUGCACGGACGCCGCCAGACGGUCAAGGUGGAACCGAACAUGACCAUCCUGGAGAUACUGGAAACGGUCUGCCGUAAGUACAACUUCCCGCAGGACGAGUACGACCUGCUGCACCAUAACAAGGUGCUCGACCUCUCCACCAUGUACCGGUUCGCCGGCAUCCCGAACAAUGCGCUGCUCGAGAUGGCGAAGGCGAAGCGGGCCCGCGUCGAGGACGACGUGGUCGUGCAGCUGCAGCUCGAGGACGGUACGCGCACGGCGAACGGCACGUUCAAGCCGUCCCAGUCGCUGCUGGACGUGCUGGUGGCGCUCUGUCCCGCCCGGGCCACUGCCGAGUCGCACCCGGUGCUGGUGUACAUGCGGCGGGAGGUGUACUGGGGCCAGCUGCCCGCCACUACGCUCAAAAGCCUCGGGCUGACGCGCGGCCGGGCGGCACUGCGGCUGCUGCAGCGCCGGGCCGAGGAGCCCAAGCAGCAGGCGAACGUGUCCGCCCCGUUGCCGCCGGUGGUGCCAGCCCGGAACGACGCCAAACCACCAACGACCACCGUCACCACCAGUGCUGUGCCUUCGGCUACCGGCUCGAGCGAACCGCCGAACGUGGCCAAACCAACGAUCGAUCCGGCCGAGGGAAAGCCGGCCUCCGUCGUCCCGCAAGCGGAACCGAUCGAAGCGGAGGGAAAAGCGGAACCGGCGGAAAAGAAAGUGGCCGUGGAGCGACCGGACGAGCCCAAGGCUGGCGGGCAAGCGGUUGAGGAAGCGGUGCCGGAAAGGCCACGCCCGGAGUCACGAAUCGUGGUGCUGGGCGACCGGGACGCGGUGCUGUUCCAUGCGUCGACCGCCGAGCGGGACCAGACCGAAGUGGCGGACUCGUUCUUCGACCUGACCGUGCCGGAGAUGAUGCAGCUUUACAAGCAGCUGCAGGAGCGGGUGAAAUCGCUCGAGGACGCACCGCUGCUGACCGGCGAGCUUCGCGAGCUCGAGCGUAACCAGCAGCUGCUGAGCAGCAUGGGCCGGUACCGGCAGGCCGUCAUCCGCGUGCAGUUUCCCGACCGGCACAUCCUGCAGGGCGUCUUUCAGGUGUACGAAACGGUCGGGCACGUGGUGGAGUUUGUCCGCGGCUAUCUGGCCGACCCGAACCAAUCGUUCUGCUUGUAUACUACACCGCCGAAGGUGGUGUUGCAGCCCGAGGCUUCCCUGCUCGAUGCGGGCUGCUUUCCCCAGGUCCUGCUGCACUUCAGCACGGCUGAUCAAACGGCCACCGGGGACAGUAUGGCCGCGGCCCCGACCAGCUUCGCGCUACGGUGCGAGCUGCUCGGCCAGCUGUCGAACGCAACCGGUGCGGCCGUUGUAGCGGCACGAGCAAAACGGAACGCGACCACCGUCGACACGACCACCGCCACCACCACCACCACCACCCCCAACACCAACAUGGAGGCCAGCAGCAGCGGCACCACGGCAAUCGAGAGCAGCUCGCACGAGCCGGUUCCGGCCGGUCCAUCGAACCGCAUACCGAACCGCAACUUUAGACAAUCCGCAUCCGCUUCCAGCCAAGCGACCAGUGAGCGGGAAGCAAAGAUAUUGAAGUUUUUGAAAAAGUAGGAGACGUUAUUUAUUUCGCAGCUCGCAAGUUGUCACCGACACACAGACAAACAUACUGCUGCUGUUGUUGUUGCACUGAGCUCGUGCAACUAAUUAUCUUUCCAAAAUUCCGUUUCAUGCUUAUAAUAGUUUAGUGGUGCGGUAAACCGUUUUAUUCCCAUUUUGGUUAAAAAAAAAAAAUAAUGAAAAAAUUAAUCGUUCCGCGUUACUUUCCUGCUCGCGUGUCUUGUCACAUAUCGCCCCGGGAAUGAGCAGCCGAAUUGUAAUCGAUCAUUGAGGAAGUGGUAAAUACAAUUUGCCCAACGUACAACAACACUAAAA